This is a messenger RNA of Austrofundulus limnaeus, 1093 nucleotides long. Its product is annotated as kelch-like protein 40. Gene Ontology annotation, molecular function: protein binding. The record is from RefSeq and is a predicted model, not a curated record. NCBI's taxonomy places the organism in Eukaryota, Metazoa, Chordata, Actinopteri, Cyprinodontiformes, Rivulidae.
GUUGUUGCGUUCAAUGAAUGUAGGAAUCAACAACACUUCACUUGUGGUUGCAACAGCUGAUUUUUAUAUCUGUGCACACAAUUAUAACUGAUUCACAAUAAGCUAUUCUGAUAGCUCGUUUUAUAUUUCCUUUCUAGCGUUUAUAUUAAUAUUUCGUCGUUCUCCCAACUAAAAAGUUCAGGCUGAAAUUCGCCUCGAUUUGUCAUGAAUGUUACAUGAAUCCGGAAGUGAUGUCAAAACGGAAUUCCCGUUCAAUAAACCACCAUAGAUGUGAUAUUUUAACCUAAUCCUAAAAUCAUGGAUAUCAUUGUCAGAAAAUACUUUUGCGCGACUCGUGAAAGUUACAUUUUUAUUUGCGUUUAUCAAAAAAAAAAAAAAAACGAGUCCGACUCAAACAUACGUCACUGGAAGGUCAGCCAAUCAGAGGAGCGGAGCUGCGGAAGUAGACCUUUGCGGUAAUCCGGUUCAGACUGCGGCGGACACAAGCUCAACUUCGCUGCAGUUUACAUAAAAAAAAAUACACUUUUUCCUCAUUUCACGACCCAGUUAGACGUGUGAGCAAACCGCAGAUAUGUGUCUGAACGAGGGGCGCUCACACAGGAGAAGCAGCAGUCCUUUGUAAGCUAACCCUGCUCCGCCACUCGAUGGUGGUAAGCGUCCACCCGGCUGGAUGAGCAGCCUUUAGCCUACCGCGGCUUCACCACAGGCCGGGCGGAUCUGUUCUGCUGAGCCUCUCAACCAAAUGCAGCCAAGUGCCUAUUAACGACCUGUUCACCUGGGUACAGCUGACCUGGAUCAUAAUUUUCACUGAGAGUGAGACCUAAUAACCGUUCACGGUGGAAACGAGAAGGAGAGCAAAGAUGAACGCUGUGCGGGGGGGCACAGUCACGUGGCGCCCCCAGCCGUGGCAGGACGGGGACGGCGGGGGAGGGGAGCCCCUGUCGGACAGCGACUCCGAGGAGGAAGACUUCCCAGACGACAGCACCACUCCACUGGGGGACUACAUCACACACGGCAUUAAGCAGCUCCUGGACGCCCAGCAGCUGUGUGAUGUGACUCUGCUCGUUGAGGGGAAGAAGUUCAUGUGUCACAG